GCGCCGCUCGACACGUGAGCCUCAUGUGACGGCGCUGGGUCAGACUGAGCGGACAGACUGCAGACACUUUAGUCCUCCUCGAAGUCUCUCUCUUCCUGGGUCGCCGCAAUAUAAUGAAACGCUGAAUUUCCGGGCUUGACGGAUUUUUGUUAUUGAAGGGAUAUACUUUUUGGGUAACUUUGCCCCCUCACACUUACUAAACUACAUUUAGCCCCUUUAAGUAUGGAGCGAAUUCCAAGCGGGCAACCUCCUCCACUGUCCAAACAUCACAGCGACCUACCGGACAUGCACAGCAUGGACUUCCCCAUGUACGCGUACAAACCCCGGCGUGGAAUGAAACGAGGCGAGGAAAGCAAGGAUACGUACAAGCUUCCUCAUCGGCUCAUCGAGAAGAAAAGACGAGAUCGGAUAAACGAGUGCAUCGCUCAAUUGAAGGAUUUACUUCCCGAACACCUCAAACUUACAACUUUGGGUCAUCUGGAGAAGGCGGUGGUUUUGGAGCUCACGCUGAAGCACGUGAAGACGCUCAGCACGCUGCUGGAGCAGCAGCAGCAGAAGAUCCUGGCCCUGCAGAGCGGCAUGGAUAUCGAGCAGCCUCUGGUCGGACAGGAGAAGUCCGAGGAGAUGUUCCGCUCCGGCUUCCACAUGUGCGCCAAGGAGAUCCUCCAGUAUCUUGCAAGUCGCGAGAGUAACGGCGAUUUUGCGUCGUCCCACGUCAUCAACCACCUUCAUAAGUUGGCCGCCGAUGUGCUCCAACAGAGUCCAAAGCGCCCCCGUUCACCCACCAGCCCUUCACCCCAGGAGACCCCCGCUUACAGCCAGCACCAAACCUACAAGGAGGCGCCCGCCAGCUCGCCACCGAAACCCAGCGAGGGCUACGGGAGGGUACCCGUCAUCCAGCGGGCGCACGCUUCUCUGAGCAGCGAGCAGAGCGGCAGCGACACGGAUACGGACAGCGGCUAUGGUGGCGAGCUGGAGAAGAACGAGUGCGGCGCCCCUCAGAGGCGGCCGGACUACUACGGCCAGGAGGGCAAGCUAAUGAAGCGCGGCGCUGAGAGGCAGAGCUCCGGCGUCAAGCGGGAAGACGACGAGCCGCGGCACAAGCGAGCCCGGGCGGAGUCGUCCGAGGACGAGCUGCUCUCGGGCGGCGAGUCGUCCUCCUCCUCCAGCGGCUACGGCAGCUACAUGAGCGUGUCCCCCAACCAUCCGCCACCGCCCCCGCAUCCCCUCUGCAUGCCAUUUUACCUCAUCCCGCCCUCCGCCGCCGCCUACCUGCCCAUGCUGGAGAAAUGCUGGUACCCCGGGAGCUUGCCCAUGAUGUACACGGGCAUCGGGGGCUCCGCCAGCGCCGCCCUUGACGACAGGCCGCCCCCAUCAGCUGCCUCUCCCAGGGGAAGCUCUCCAGCCCCGGCCGUAAUCCAGACGCCCAUGGACUCCCCCGCCCUCCUUCAGGCGCUCAAACAGGUACCGCCCCUCAACCUGGAGACCAAAGACUAAAAACACUCCGUCCUGAAGUGCAUCCAUCACUUCGCUCUUCAUCCCGGAAUGUAGAAAGCAUCAAGCGAGGAACUGGAGUACCGGCGUCUGAACAGUUGAAUGUCAAAUGGACCUUGCUCCACACACACACACACACACACACACACACACACACACACACUCUUGUAUUUGUUACCUUCUCGAGACCUCCGAAAAAUACCUCUUUAGCACCACCCUUUCUAGAUAUAUAAAGAUUUGUAUUUACAACAUUAAUAAUAUAUACAUACUGUGCAAAUAUAAGAAAGCUUGUUGUGAAAAAUUAGUUGGAAUUUCACAAGAAAAACUUAAAAUUUUGGCAGUAUUAUAAUAAAAGUCCUAAUUUUACUCAACACUAGUCAGAAUUUUACAAGAAAAACUGAACAUUUGUGCCAUGUUACGAUAAAAGUUGGAAUUUUACUCAAUAACAGUCGCGAUUUUACAAGAAAAGCUUAAAAUGUUGGAAACUAUGAAAAGAGUCGUGAUUUUACUCGAUAAAAGUGACAAUUUUAUAAGGAAACUUUAACAUUUUGCCAAUACUAUAAUAAAAAUCGGAAGUUUUAAUUGGCAAAAUUAUGACAGUCAUCAUUUUACUCUAAAUGUCACUAUUUUACAAGAACCACAAAACAAUUGGCAAUGUCGUGACAAAAGUCAGAAUUUUAUAUGAAAAAUGUCACCAUUUUGCAUCAAAAAGUAAUAGUUUGAUGAGAAAACAUUGCAAUAUUACAGAAACAAUUUUAUAAGAAAAAAGUUGACACAUUGUGAGAAAAAGACUGCUUUUUUUUAAUUCUUUGUUUGUAAUUGGUUUUUAAUCGUCAUUAUUUACUUCAAGUUAUUACAGUAUGUCUCGCUAUACAAAUUUAUUUUAUGUUUUUUAUUAAUUUGGGCCAAAGGAAGGCAACUUUAAAUUUCUCACACACACACGUGUUAUUACAUAUGCUGACCAGAGGGGGAGCACUUUUAAAACCGACACACAAGCAGUUUGAUAGAUUCUCUGUUAGAUGCUAUAGUUUUCCGUAUUGGGACCAUGAUUUCGGUCCUAACUUGUUCACCGGUCCUCUUAUACUUUCCCUAAUUGAUGACUCAAGGAGGGUAGAAAUACAAGAACACACACACACUUGCUUGAAUGUAAAGAAAGACGUUGCUGCUGUUGACAGAAAAAAAAAAACACCCAACACUGACGAAUUUCACUCGUAGCUUUUGUGGAGGGGAAAAAAGGA
Molecule: messenger RNA, 2732 nt
Organism: Nerophis ophidion (straightnose pipefish)
Lineage: Eukaryota; Metazoa; Chordata; Actinopteri; Syngnathiformes; Syngnathidae
Product: class E basic helix-loop-helix protein 40-like
Exons: 5
Coding region: 223-1497 (424 amino acids)
Biological process (GO): anterior/posterior pattern specification; regulation of transcription by RNA polymerase II; circadian regulation of gene expression
Cellular component (GO): nucleus
Molecular function (GO): DNA-binding transcription factor activity, RNA polymerase II-specific; protein dimerization activity; RNA polymerase II cis-regulatory region sequence-specific DNA binding
Source: RefSeq, a predicted model, not a curated record